UUGCAUAUAGCUUAUACAAUAAAGCAUACAAUAAUUAGUUAGUCACCAAAAAAAGAAGGAUCAAUAUGUCUUGUAGGGAUAUUGAACCACUUGUUGUUGCAAGAGUGAUAGGAGAAGUAGUAGAUAGUUUCAACCCAAGUGUGAAAAUGAAUGUGAUAUAUUGCUGCAACAAUGGAAGCAAGCAAGUGUUUAAUGGUCAUGAGCUCAUGCCUCCUGUCAUUGCUGCUAAGCCUCGUGUGGACAUUGGUGGAGAAGAUAUGAGAUCUGCUUACACGCUCAUGAUGACCGACCCAGAUGUUCCAGGUCCUAGUGAUCCUUACUUAAGGGAACAUCUCCACUGGAUUGUUACAGAUAUUCCUGGUUCUACUGAUGCCUCUUUUGGAAAAGAGAUAGUUAGCUACGAGAGUCCAAAGCCAGUAAUCGGGAUUCACCGAUAUGUAUUCUUAUUGUAUAAGCAAAAUAGAGGAAGACAAACAGUGAUACCACCAGCAACAAGGGAUCAUUUCAACACUCGAAAGUUUGCGGCAGAAAAUGGAUUGGGUUCUCCUGUUGCUGCUGUUUACUUCAAUGCCCAGAGAGAAACUGCUGCCAGAAGAAGAUGAAUAAAAUUAAAAUUAUGCAAAUUAAAUAAGGUCUGCACUAUACGCAGAAUUUUUCGUAAGUGAAUGCAUCAUCGAUCUCCACCUAUCAGGUUGCACUUGC
Solanum dulcamara is the source of this 702-nucleotide messenger RNA. Its product is annotated as CEN-like protein 1. The transcript has 4 exons. Lineage: Eukaryota; Viridiplantae; Streptophyta; Magnoliopsida; Solanales; Solanaceae. The record is from RefSeq and is a predicted model, not a curated record. Gene Ontology annotation, biological process: flower development; vegetative to reproductive phase transition of meristem. The coding region runs from base 66 to 602 and encodes 178 amino acids.